AUGGAGGUCUUCUUGUCAAACGUGCCCGUGGAUCUCAGCGACCGGAGCUUGCACACGCAGCUUACGCCAUACAUGAACGCCCUGGGCAUCCUCGAUUGGCAGUGCACCAAGAACCGCGCCCAGAAAACCGCCUUCAUUGCUUUCCUCGACAAGUCUGAUGGCCACAAGUUUCUCCAGCGCCAUGGCAAAGUCGCCGGCGCCGGCCCGGUAGCAAACCCCUUGUCCGCUCACAGAAUUGCUGGGCGACGGGAUCUGGCGCGCCUCACCCUCAUGCGUUGCCAUGUCUAUGCGUCUCUUCGAAACGAAGCCCCAGACCCUUUCUUGAUCAAGAGCCUCCAAAUGCGCCAGGGCGUACGCCUACGCAACGGCAAAGCCCCCGAGGAUGACACUCACCAAGACAUGGUCUUCGAGGCCUCAGGGCUGGCAUGCGGCCACCUCUCGCUCGUGAAUCCGACCAAGAGUCUGACCUUUGUUGAGCAAUGUUGGUUCGAUGCUCCUGGUCACGUUCGCUUUGCCAACAAGACGCUACUCGCUCGCUUCCCCGACAGCGCCGUCAUCCUCCACUUUGCCUACGAAACAAUCACCCAUCUGAUCCACGAUUCAAAGGCCGCAACUCUAACGGCAGUCCUCCGCGAAGCCCCCCGCAUUUUCCUCAGCAACAGCCUCGACGACAGCAUGGCCGCACUUGAUGUCAGAGGUGGCAGCAGAUCCCGGUACCGCGUUCUAGACCGCUACACGUAUAUACCCGCCAUGCGUCAUCACCAAAAGUACGUUGCGAGCUGCUUGGUGUACCAGUUUGCCUGCGAAUCCAAACACUUCAUUUGUCUCGUGAGCCAAUUGAGACAUCGGCAGCUCUUCCCCAUGGUGCAUGAGGAUCUGCCCCUGACACGAGAGCCCACCAAGUACCUCGAAGACUUUGAGACCGCAAACCUGAGGUUCCAGGCCAAUCUGUCCGAGUGCGAAAGGAAGCGAAUCGUUCCUUUCCGCCUGUUAUUCCUAACACAAGCACUGGCGUCGAACAACUACCUGCACCCGCACGUUGCCGACUCGCUCCUCUUCUGCAUUCGCCAGGCAUUCAGCACAGCCAGGAUAGCCCAACAGCCGCACGACCCUGUUUCUGCCGAGGCGAUGAAGAGUCUAUACCAGGACAUUCCAUAUCCGUACCCAGGCAUGGAGCCCAGUGACCUGGAUCCUGUGGCUUUGAUGGCCCACCUCCUCAAGAAGGAGGCUCGCACCCGAAAAGAAGCAGCCAUGACGGCUUUCAAGCACACAUCGAAUAAAAACUACGCCUGGGUCUUCAAAGCCAACGUCACGCCCACCAGGAUUACCCUUCAUGGCCCCGCGUAUGAGCCGAUGAAUCGAAUUCUCCGCAAGUUCCCCGAUCACGCUGAAUAUUUCAUGCGAGUCCAAUUUUGUGACGAAAAUGGCGACGAUAUUUUCCUCUCGGCCAAAGUCUCCAACGACCACAUCUACAACCGAUUCCGCAGAGUGUUACAGAGCGGCAUUCAAAUUGCUGGUCGCGUCUACUCUUUUCUCGGUUUCUCUCACUCUUCAUUGCGCUCUCACUCAGCCUGGUUUUCUGCACCCUUUGUUGACAAGACGGGUCAGCUUCAGUCCUACGUCAACAUCAUCAAGUCUCUUGGCGACUUUGAGCAUAUCAGGAUCCCGGCCAAGUGCGCCGCAAGGAUCGGACAAGCAUUCUCAGAAACAACCUCAUCAGUGUCCCUCGUCGACCACGGCAUCGUCUGCCAGUUUAUACCCGACGUCAAAUACGGCAACCGUGUCUUCAGUGACGGAGUCGGAACAAUCUCGAGGGACGCGUUGGAGACCAUCUGGCCUCACCUGCCCCGCAUGGAAUCUCUGCCAACUUGUCUGCAGAUCCGUUGGGGAGGCGUCAAGGGGAUGCUUUCGUUGGACUCGAGACUCCCUGGCCGCGUGAUGAAUAUUCGCCAGGAAUCCAUGCUCAAGUUCCCAAGUACCGACUUGGACAAUCUGGGCAUCUGCGGCGCUGCGUCUCGCCCACUCAGGAUGGUGCUCAACCGGCAAAUGAUCAAAAUCCUUGAGGACAUGGGCGUCCGAGACGAGUGGUUCUUCAGCCUGCAGAAGCGAGAGCUGGAACGACUCCGCGCCGUUACGGCUGAUGCGUGGAACACCGGGGCCUUUCUGCAGCUCCAGGGCAUCGGCUCAGCAUUUUACCUCUCGACAUUCAUCAAGACGCUCGACAAGUAUGGUAUCAACUACAGGCGCGAUGACUUCCUGCGGUGCACUGUGGAGGCCGUGGUGCUUAGAGAGCUCCGCCUGCUGAAACACAAGGCGAGGAUCCCCGUGCCUCAAGGCGUGACUUUGUUCGGAAUCAUGGAUGAGACUGGGUUCCUUUCCGAAGGCGAGGUUUACGUGUGCUACGACUCGCGCUACAACGGCUCUCUGCCAAUUGACAGUACUCUUAGCGAUGGAAACAUUCUUGUAACCCGGUCCCCUGCUCUCCACCCAGGCGACAUUCAAUGGGUGAGGAUGCGGACGCCGCCCGUGGGACAUCCAUUGCGAGACUUGAGGAACUGCAUCGUCUUCAGCCAACAUGGCGAGCGAGACCUGCCGAGCCAGCUUAGCGGUGGCGACCUCGACGGCGAUCUGUACAACAUCAUCUGGGAUCGACAGGCACGCCCGAAGCGCUUUUUCGCCCCCGCCGACUAUCCUCGGAUCACACCAACGGAGCUGAACCGCCAAGUCACGCGGGACGACAUGGCUGGUUUCUUCGUCAACUUUAUGAAGUCCGACGUGCUCGGCAUGAUUGCCACGAAACAUCUCAUCUUGGCAGACCAAAAAGAGGAGGGCACUUUGGAUGCAGACUGUAUCAUUUUUGCCGAGAUGCACUCCACUGCGGUUGAUUUCUCCAAGACGGGCAUUCCUGUGGACAUGCAGGCCAUGCCAAAAACCAACAGAAUCCGCCCCGACUUGUACAGCGAGCUAACAGCCCACAGCUUUGCUCCGGCUCCUCCCACCCAGUACGUCGACCGGCAGCAGAUUGACUUUGUCGAAAAGCCGUCUGCCUCUUUUUACGGCGGCGAGGACGAGGAAGAGGAUGCUUUCCGGCCGGCGCACAAGUUUUAUCGGUCGGGCAAGAUCCUUGGCCGCCUUUACCGCAACAUUGACGAAAAGCGCAUGUGGGAUCAAGACGUCCGACGCCCUGUCACAACGGAAGGUCCAACUGUUUGGGAGCAAUUCAUCGGCAUGAUGGAGAAGAAACUGUCGGAGCAUGCUCCCGGGGUCGGCAGGAUUUCCUGGGAACACUGGAAAGCUGAAGCCUGGGCGCUUCGAAACAUACGUAGGUAUGAGGAUGCUGUACACAAUGCCAUGUACGAAUACUCGGACAGCCACCUGAGGAUGUUGACAGAAGUCGAGGUCUUUUGUGGCUUCAUUUUCAGCAAGACAGGGGCGCAGACGCGACGGCAGGCCGACAACUCGAAGAAGCUCAAGGAGACGUUUGAGCGCGUGUCCGAGACUCUUGUUGCCAAUAUACGACAGCGUACCCGGGAGACCGAGGAGGAUGCGCAGCCCAUGCCUCCUGGAUCGGCUUCGACGUCAAGCGUGGAUGAUCCCCUCGAGCGGGCACUGGCACCAAACCUGCGUGCGUUGGAGUUCUCGUGGGCAUGCUUGCAGGUAGGCCUCGAAGAUGACGAGCACGACAACCGCGCCACCAUGCAAAGCUUCAAGAUUAUCGCAGCGAGUUGCUUCCUCAAGGAGGUCACUGAAUUUAUCAAUCGUCUUAUGAACGGUAAGGUUGCAUCGACGGCCACCGCGAGCGGCAUCGGUGGGGGCUUUGUGGGCGUCAAUGGAAGGUCGCAUGAUCCGACAUUGUUCCCGCAGUAUGGAGCGAACCCAUACAAUUUUGACGCAGGACAUCUCACGAACUAUGGAUUUACGCAGUAUCUUUAA
Messenger RNA from Verticillium dahliae VdLs.17, 3933 nucleotides. Its product is annotated as RNA-dependent RNA polymerase. The transcript has 3 exons. Gene Ontology annotation, biological process: siRNA processing. Gene Ontology annotation, molecular function: RNA-directed RNA polymerase activity. The record is from RefSeq and is a predicted model, not a curated record. Bases 1 to 3933 code for a protein of 1310 amino acids. Gene Ontology annotation, cellular component: nuclear RNA-directed RNA polymerase complex. NCBI's taxonomy places the organism in Eukaryota, Fungi, Ascomycota, Sordariomycetes, Glomerellales, Plectosphaerellaceae.